This is a messenger RNA of Vanessa tameamea, 1144 nucleotides long. Its product is annotated as B-cell receptor-associated protein 31-like. Gene Ontology annotation, biological process: intracellular protein transport; endoplasmic reticulum to Golgi vesicle-mediated transport. The transcript has a single exon. The record is from RefSeq and is a predicted model, not a curated record. Gene Ontology annotation, cellular component: endoplasmic reticulum; endoplasmic reticulum membrane. The coding region runs from base 64 to 693 and encodes 209 amino acids. NCBI's taxonomy places the organism in Eukaryota, Metazoa, Arthropoda, Insecta, Lepidoptera, Nymphalidae.
AUAUAGGAUCAAUCACUUCAAUUAGUGCAAAAAUCGGAAGCCGGCCGGUGAAGAAAAUUCAUCAUGUCUAUUCAAUGGACAUUUAUUGCUGGAUAUUUAUACGUAGAGAUCUUUCUCGUUAUUAUUAUGAUAUCACCCAUAUUUAGUCCGAGAAAAUGGUAUCGUUUCUUUCGAUCACGGUUAUUUUCAAUAUUUCAAGAGCGAACCGCUAUGUAUUUCUACGGUCUAUUGGGUAUCUUGAGUCUGUUUUUAUUUGAUUCUAUCAGAGAAAUGAGAAAAUAUUCUAUUUCAAGCGAACCUGGUCAUAAUCAGCUAGCUAGUGAAAUGAAGGGGAAUGUAAAAUUAUUUAGAUCUCAAAGAAACUUCUACAUAACUGGUUUUGCUAUAUUCUUAUCAUUUGUCAUCAGAAGAUUAGUUACAAUGAUCAUAAUACAGUAUGAAUUACAAUUAAAGGCUGAAGCGAUAAUAAGAAAAGCUGAAGACACUGUUAAUUUUGCUAAGACUACAGUAAUAAAACAGAACAUUCAAGAUGACACUCAAAAUUAUGAUGAAAUAAAGAGUAAGUUAAAUGAAACUGAGAAUUUGUUGGAAAAUCAAAAAGCUAGGAUCAAGGACCUGGAAGAAGAAGCAACUGUAUGGAGACUUAAAUAUGAGGAGGCAAUAAAUAGCUCCCGGGCACAAGGUGAUAAUUAAACAUUUAUAAAAUGGAUAUGCUAGUCUAGGUGCUGUACUGUCCUUGUAAGGAUAAGAUUGAAAUUGUGAUAUGGAAUUAAUUUACUCAUUUAUGUUUUGGAAGUUAUUUAUAAUGAUAUAUUGCGCUUGAAAGUUGCAUUGUGUAUAAAAAAAUAUUCUUAUGUUUUAUAUGUGGUUGAAAAAUUGAAAAUAUAUUUAUAUACCUACAAAUCUUAUAGUGUAGUAUUUCUGUUACAUUUUUAAAAUUAACAAUCUAAAAUAUAUGUCUUAUAUUUAAUAUUCUUUAAGUACUUAAUAUAAUUUAUAAUUGUUGCAUUUAAUAUGAUUCAUGUCCUAAUCAAGUAAUCAGGCAUUAAUUAUAUCAGUGAAAAUAUCUGAAAUUAUGAUAAUUGUUUGUAAUUAUUUUUAACGCUGCACAUAGAUAUUGACAAUAUGGUAUUACAUAAUUAAA